Molecule: messenger RNA, 1572 nt
Organism: Erythranthe guttata (spotted monkey flower)
Lineage: Eukaryota; Viridiplantae; Streptophyta; Magnoliopsida; Lamiales; Phrymaceae
Source: RefSeq, a predicted model, not a curated record
AUGGAUCCUACUUCGGCGGAGGCCAAAGCUGCUGUUUUGGCGGUUCAUUUAGCUCGCGAAAGGAAUUGGACGAAGGUCAUCAUAGAGGGCGUUUCUUCUGUGGUUAUCUCAGCCAUAAAGGGAACGUCUGAUUCUCGAGCGGGAUAUGGAAAUAUCAUAAUGGACAUUAAACGUAUUAGCGAAGAUUUUGAAGAAUUUAGAGUCCAACACAUACUUCGAGAAGGGAACCGGGUGGCUCACGAAGUAGCAUCUCUAUCAAAGCAAGGCGACUAUCAUUUGUUCGAUCUUCCUCCUCUAAUACAUUCUGCAUUGCCCCAGAACUCCCAAAUUCUGCAGAACCCCGAUUUCGAAAUCCCUCCAUACAACAUAACAACGAAUUCUUCGACCACCCACCUCACCAAAGAAAAUCCCAUUCCGGGAUGGUCGUUCAAAGGCACCGUCUCGUACGUCACUUCGGGGGCAAACUUGUCAUUUCCAGGUAGCGGCGGGGCCCACGCAGUGCAGUUGGGUGAAAACGGCACAAUCAGUCAGACAAUCAGAGCAAGAGGUUUAAUGGAAUACGUUCUCAGCUUCAACCUCAUCCCUCAAAGCGAGGAUUGCGCGAACAAUCGUACGGCCGUGAAUGUAUCCGUUCACGGGAAGUACGAUUAUUCUCAUAGAUCGAAGGUGUUCUCUCUGGGGAGGAAUUUGAGCAUGAAUUUGUGGGGGAGCUAUGCUUUCUUCUUGGGAAGAUUGGCGGCUGAGUCUCUUAAUCUUCAUAUCACAAGUGUGAGCACUACAAAAGCUAAAGAUGCCAAUAAUAAUGUCACAUGUUGGCCGAUCGUCGAUGCGUUUACCGUCAGAAAGAACCGGUUGCCUAUGUGGGAAUAUGAAAAUAGACUAGCAAAUGGAGAUUUUGAAAUUGGACCUGCAUUCUUGAAGAAUUCGUCGGAUGGAAUUCUAUUAGACGAAGAAUAGAAAAGAUUUGACUCUCCGCUCCAAGAAUGGUCGAUUCUUGGAACCGUAAAAUACAUAGACUCCAUACACUACAAAGUCCCUCAAGGCAAAGCAGCAAUCGAACUAGUGUCCGCGGAUCUAUCCGGGAUCCAAAUAGGCCUAAACCUUGAAACCAAAUCCACAUACACUUUGAACUUCACAAUGGGAGAUGCCAACAAUUCAUGUGCAGGGGAUUUUACGGUGUACGUGCAGGUAGCGGAUAACGUACACAACUUCACGAUGAGAAGCAACGGAACUGGAUCGGCUUUCGUCAAGUCCAUAACAUUCAAAUCUGAAUUACCAUCAACGGUAGAAACUUCUAUAGCAAUUUACAGUUUCAACGAGACAAGAACGAGUUACGGCGUGCUAUGUGGGCCCGUUAUCGACAACAUAAUUCUUAAAGGCUCUAAUGGUGGGAGGAUUGAAAUGUACUAUGGGGUUUUGAUUUUUGGCCUGUUUGCUGCUUUGGUGAUGACUAUGGUGUAGUAUAGUAUUUUAAGUAUAUAUAUAGAGAGAAUCAAAUCAAACAAGCAUUAUUAUGCAGAACGAAAUGUGUCCAUCAUACAUAUAAAUUAUAUUUGUUUUGUCUGUGAUUUG